Molecule: messenger RNA, 862 nt
Organism: Corticium candelabrum
Lineage: Eukaryota; Metazoa; Porifera; Homoscleromorpha; Homosclerophorida; Plakinidae
Product: histone chaperone asf1b-B-like
Exons: 4
Coding region: 151-750 (199 amino acids)
Biological process (GO): DNA replication-dependent chromatin assembly
Cellular component (GO): nucleus; chromatin
Molecular function (GO): histone binding
Source: RefSeq, a predicted model, not a curated record
UCAGUGGCGCCAUUGUGUCAGUAAUCAUACCGCCAAGUGUCGCAACUUUCAACCAACCAAAAUCGCAAAUCAUCCGCUACAGUUACUGGCCGUUCGCUCGCCUCUCUCGAGUGCCUUCUCACCAUUCCUCGAGUUUCGUUUCGUUUUGAAAUGGCGAAAGUGCAGCUAACGAACGUGACCGUGUUGGACAAUCCGUCGCCGUUCAUGAAUCCGUUUCAGUUCGAGAUAACGUUUGAUUGUAUCGAGGACUUGAGGAAUGACCUUGAGUUCAAGAUCAUCUAUGUCGGGUCAGCAUCAAGUAAAGAUCAUGACCAAGUGCUAGACUCAGUCCUUGUAGGUCCAGUGCCAGGAGGCAGGCACAUGUUUGUCUUUCAGGCUGAUGGUCCGAAAACUCAGCUAAUCCCUUUACAAGAUGCUGUGGGUGUGACGGUCGUGUUAUUGACGGCAUCAUAUAUGAAUCAAGAGUUCACCCGUGUUGGUUAUUAUGUCAACAAUGAGUACAUAAAUCCUGAAAUGAAGGAGAACCCUCCAUCUCAAAUCCAGUUCGACCAGCUUCAACGCAACAUCCUCGCGAGCAGUCCACGCGUGACUCGCUUCAAGAUCGACUGGGAAGGUGGCGGCGACGGAUGCACAGAUGGAGAGCGAGAGUCCAUACAAACUGUAGGGUUUAACGGACCGACGUUCGAGCAAGGCAUACCGGCUGCGCUCGCCGAAAGCGAACAGCAGCCGGUCGAGAUGCAAAUGUCGUGAAGUGACCGUAAAUAUGUGGGCAGUCGUUGAAUAUAGGGAGAGGGUAAUGAUACUGUAGAAUUGAUAUUAAUAGAGAAUAGACCGUGCGGAUUGAUUGCAUGCUAAUCGGCAG